ACAACAGCUGAUAGAAACUGUAGAUGCAGAAGUAGAUGUAAAUUUUGAUUGAAGUUUUGAUUCAAAUUGAAGACAUCAUGUUUACUUUCAAUCUUAGUGAAUUUUCUACAAUUUAAUUACUUUAACUUACUAAUAAGUCAGAUGCAAAAAUAUUUAUGAUCCUCAAUUUUGAACUUUUUUAUUUGUAAUUCAGUUUAAAUAUUGUUUAUGUGCACUCCAUUUCACCGCAAGUUAAGUGCUGAAAAAUGGCUUACUCAAAUGGUGGAGUGUCUAGCAGUGGAUAUAAUUUUAAAAUUGUGCUUCUUGGAGAAGGUUGUGUAGGCAAAACAUCAGUAGUUUUGAGGUACGUCGAGGAUAAAUUCAAUGAAAGACAUAUCACCACUCUACAGGCUUCAUUCCUAAAUAAAAAAUUGAAUAUUGGUGGAAAACGUGUUAAUUUAGCUAUAUGGGAUACAGCGGGACAAGAAAGAUUUCAUGCUCUUGGACCCAUCUAUUACAGGAUGUCAAAUGGUGCUAUUCUAGUGUAUGAUAUAACCGAUGAAGAUUCUUUUCAAAAGGUGAAAAGUUGGGUCAAAGAGUUGAAGAAAAUGCUUGGAAGUGAUAUUUGUCUUGUGAUAGCUGGAAACAAGAUAGAUUUAGAGAAACAACGAAAUGUUCCUAUUGAAGAAGCUGAAGAGUACGCGAAAUCGGUGGGCGCAAAGCAUUUUCAGACGUCGGCCAAGCUGAACCAGGGCGUGGAGGAAAUGUUCCUCGACCUGAGUCAGCGCAUGAUGGCGCAUGCGCAGGAGCAGGACGCAAGCAGCGGCGGUGUGCGACGCACGAACAGCAUGCGACGCAACGUGGUCGUGGUCGACGAUGAGGCAUGCGAUGAGGCAAGCCAGUCGCAGCAGACGACGCGCAUCAGCUGUUGUGGAGCAACCUAACCUAGCCUAGCAUGUUUGCAACUGGUUGCAGCACGUCAAUCGCGCGUUCCUAGCUGAUCAUCUGUUCUCAUCACGACGAGUUUGUAAAACAAGGGGUGUUGAAGAGCUCCUUCUCAACUAACUUGUCUCCAAUAGAGGUGCUUGGUAUGUAUUAAAAAUGAAAUGAAAUAGCCGUGUCUUUAAAACAAUUUUGAAUAACUAGAGGUGUUGAAGCGCCCCUUCUCCCCUUCUCGAUCAAUUUGUCUCUAUAAGAGAUGUAAAAAUAAAAAUAAUCUGUUUCCCAAGAUCAAUAGUUGAUGAGCUUGUGAGAAGAUUGGAAUAGGAAAACUUGGGGUUUCCUGUUGUAGUUCCUCUUGGGAAAAUCGUAUUUUUAUGUAUCUGAUCAAUCGGCAAUAGUGGUUGUUCGGCUAUCAAACGUGAUUGACGUACCUGCAACUAAUUGUAUGUAAGAUAUUGUGAUAAUCGAAUAUAAAUAUAAACUGUACCAUAGAUGCAAGGUUUGACUACUAGUAAGAAGCAUAUUUUGAAGUUUGCUUCUAUAGCCUGACACUACUAUGACAUGAUACCAUAGAUGUUGAAGGUAUUUGAGAUAAUCUUGAUUCAUGAUAAUGAUGAUUUAAAAUUCCAGUCAAUAACUGCGGUCAAUUUUAAUUUUAUCGUUUCAAAGGUUAACUGGCAGAUGAAAUCAGUUGAAUCUUCAAUCAUUGUUUCUAAAUAAUUAUAUUAAAAAUUAUAGUAAUGAUUAAUUAUUGUUGUAUGCUAUAUUGGAAGCUUAAAGCCGCUAUAAUAAUUUUACCAGAAACAUUUAUAUUUCCAUAAAUAGUCUAUCCUUCUUCUAGGAUCUAUAUUGACUGUUGAGAAGACUUUAUUAAUGGGAAUAUUGAUGAACUGAACGUAAAAGGGUGCUGUUAUAGUGAGGAGUAAUAAAUGCGAAAAGAGUUUGGAGUGGUACAAAAUUAAUGACACUUGACAAAGAUGUAAUAGAGAGUAAUCCGGUUCCAUUACUGUUCUAUCUUGUGUUGUUAUUUUACUACUGUUUAUGGAGGAAAAUUUAGAUAACAUUUGGCUUGAUAAUUAUAAUAAUGCUAGGUAUAAUAAUUAUAAUAAUGCUACCCAGUCAUUUCAGAAUCAAAAAUAUUUACACAAAAUGACAAUGAUAAUUUUAUUAGUUAACGAUAUCGUAUCUUAUAGCCUCUUGUAUUGGCGAAAAUAUUAUUUAUGUAAUUGAAGAGACUUGAAAUGUUGUCAAAAAAUUUACUUCAUUUUAAUUAAAAUUAUUAUCUCACAGGAGCAUGCUUUCUUGAUUCAAUAUUCACGCUACAAACUUAUUUAUGUAAUCUUGGUGGAAUCCUAACCACGGUUCAAGUGAUAUAAGGCAGUUCAAUGAAACAUAUUUUGUAUACACACUGCUUUUUAUACUCUCCUCUCUUUUCGUUUUUAUUAUUCUUCAUAAUUUAUAAAUGAAUUAACAAAUAUUAUUAUUCAAGAGCCAUAACGGAUCAAUGGGUCUAAAUAAUGAUUAAUUAUGGUUGGGACUAAAGCUUGAAUUACUGAAAUUUAUUCAGACUAUGCUUUUUUGUACAUAAUUAUGUAUACAUUUACGUAACCAAUAGACGAUAAUAGUUGCAAUUUUUGAUGAGUGAUCAAGUAACCACCUCUUGAUUGGUAAUCGACUAUCUAGUCCUUUAUAGUUGAUGAUCAAGGAUUUUAUUCUUGAAUUUUAAUUAGGGGUCCAUUUUUUGAAUCAUCAAUGAAUCGAUUUUCAAAUAGUGAUGGCCUAGGCUUGACUUUUGAGGAGCAUUCUUGCAAGUAAAAAUGUCUUGAACUACAUUCAAAUGUGAAUAAAAUAUUGCUAGUUUUGACUAAACCGUAUUAAAAUGGAUAACGUUUCACCUAACUUUUAUUAACUUGAUUCUCAUUUUUUGGAUUAUUCAUUUGUGUGCGGUUCUGAAUGAUUGCUCUAUCUAUGUUGUAUAACUUGUUCUGAGUAGUUUACUUCAUCUCAACUUUCAAAUGUCUGUUUCAUAACUUGUGCUGCAACAUCUGGUUUAUCAAAGUUCUCUACUUUGUAAAUUUGUUUGUAGUUGAGAAGUUGAUAUUGUGGUAAUUAUUCAUAUUGAAUGAAAAAUACUAAGAAAUUGUCAAAAAACCUCAGAUUUAUUGAUACUUAGAAAGUUAUUAGAAACUUUAUCAGAGAUUGACAAUGGUGUAAUAACGGAAACCGGUCUUUCUAAGUAUCAAUAAAUCUGUGGUUUUUUUGACAAUUUCUUAGUCUUUUUCAUUGAACUUUGUAAAAUACCGAUAAUACAUGCUACAAUUUUGUACUUGUUUGAAAAUUUUGGAUUGAUUCAAUUGUUGUUCAAUUUUAAACAGUCUGUUGUCAGUUGGAAUGUGAAUGUAUAAAAUUGCAUAUUUUAAACAAAAACAAGAGCAAAAAUUUAAAAUAUCCUCCAAAAUCUUUUGGGCCCCAAAAAAUGUCUGCUGAAUGCAUGAAUAUCCAAACAACUAUUAGGCUACAUACUAUUAUAGUGUACAAUAUGUAUUACCUAUGCGUGUAAAUAUGUUUAUAAACUCAUUUAUAUGAAUAUAAUGUCUUGUUGACAGAA
Molecule: messenger RNA, 3529 nt
Organism: Nilaparvata lugens (brown planthopper)
Lineage: Eukaryota; Metazoa; Arthropoda; Insecta; Hemiptera; Delphacidae
Gene: Rab21
Product: ras-related protein Rab-21
Exons: 4
Coding region: 246-923 (225 amino acids)
Biological process (GO): Rab protein signal transduction
Molecular function (GO): GTP binding; GTPase activity
Source: RefSeq, a predicted model, not a curated record